UUAUUCAUUAAAACGUCAGUUAUGAUAAAAGAUUCAACAGUACUAUUUAUAAAUUGGUAAAGUUUAUAACGGAACUGAAAGACAACCGGAAGUUUGAUAAUUACAGUUAAAAGUGCCUACUAAUCUGAAACAAAUUCCGAUAUACGAUAUAAACGUUCGAGAAUAGAAGUUGCAAUUAAAUUGCACCAAAAGGCUUACGGAACCAAUCAAGAAUUAGGAAACAUACAGACUACAUGAAGCCAUGGCAACCGAAGACGAGUAUUUCAUCAAACCAGAACUUGAAAUCGUGGACGUCGCUCAGUGCGAGAGCUCAUCCGAACCUUAUGAAUGCGAUUUUUGUUUCUCGAAUUUCAACCUUAAAUCUGAAUUAGAUCGACACAUGGCAACAUUGCACGAUGAAGAGACAGUCUCGAAGCAAGAAAACCAGCAGAAUUCUAGCCACAUAUUACAGUGUAAGGACUGUGGAAUGGAUUUUGCGGAUCGGAAACGUUUAACUGAACAUGUGAGCCUUGCCCAUAAGGGUUCGUCAUCGAACAAACCGCACAAAUGUACCAUUUGCUCUGCAUCCUUCAAACAGAAGUACACUUUGAACAAUCACGUUCGGACCCAUAGUUACGUUCGAGAGUUUCAGUGUGACCUAUGCGACAGUGAUUUCAAGCACAAGCGGAGCUUAGACGUUCAUAAAAAGAUUCAUGCUGGCGUCAAGCUAUUUGAAUGUCAAGUGUGCGGACACGCCUUUGUCCGCAAGUAUCAUCUAACACAACAUAUCCGAACGCAUACGAAGGAACGACCAUACCAAUGUGUACAUUGCUCGAAAACGUUUAGGCAGAGUGGCGCUCUGCAUGCUCACGUUCGAAUACACACCGGCGAGACCCCAUUCAAAUGUGGCCACUGUCCAGCAGCCUUUAAGCAAAUAAAUGCCUUAAAUUGUCACUUGAGAUCGCACCAUGGCUAUGAGAACGCUCAGUACGAACACGAUUACAAAUGUCCAGUUUGUACGGCCUCAUUUUCAAGUAACAGCAGUCUUCGUCUACAUCUUACUGUGCACACCUAUGAUCGUAGUCACAAGUGUAGCACCUGUUCGGCGACGUUCAAGCAUAGAUCGAGUCUACGCAACCACGUUCUAACACAUUCCAGGGAGUUUAAAUUCAAGUGUACGUUAUGCAAAGCGGGAUUUCAUUUGAAGCCGAAUUUGGUCGAACAUAUACGUAUUCAUACCAAUGAGCGACCAUUUGUGUGUAACGUGUGCUCGACUGCUUUUCGGACCAAAAGUGCUUUGAAUCGGCACAUAUUAACGCAUACUAAAGAGAAGAAUUACCAAUGCGACAUUUGUGGUUCCAAAUUUGCUACAUACAAUUUAGUUAAGACUCACGUACUACGGAAUCAUGCGCGGAAAAGGUAGAAUUUGAAGAUUGUUAAAUAUAUAAGUCUCAACUAUCGACGGUCGAAUAUAUGAUGAUUU
Molecule: messenger RNA, 1462 nt
Organism: Bradysia coprophila
Lineage: Eukaryota; Metazoa; Arthropoda; Insecta; Diptera; Sciaridae
Biological process (GO): regulation of transcription by RNA polymerase II
Cellular component (GO): nucleus
Molecular function (GO): DNA-binding transcription activator activity, RNA polymerase II-specific; RNA polymerase II cis-regulatory region sequence-specific DNA binding
Source: RefSeq, a predicted model, not a curated record